Penicillium roqueforti is the source of this 741-nucleotide messenger RNA. RefSeq lists its product as uncharacterized. NCBI's taxonomy places the organism in Eukaryota, Fungi, Ascomycota, Eurotiomycetes, Eurotiales, Aspergillaceae. The record is from RefSeq and is a predicted model, not a curated record. The transcript is spliced from 5 exons. Bases 1 to 741 code for a protein of 246 amino acids.
AUGCAUGGCACGGAAAUUGCGUCCGUAAAAUUGGUUGGACAACUUUCAUCGAACUGGAAACAACUGGACCCUGAGUCCCGGAAAGAUUCCAAGAAGAUAGAUUAUUGGGCAUCAUGGCAGAAACGAACCGACUGGACCCACGCGGGCAAGUAUGGGAUAGGGCAAAACAUACCAUAUGAACAAAAACUCAUUGAAUACGGCGAAGAAAUGCCUCCUCCAGAUGGUGGGGACCAGGGAGAUAACAAGAAGCUAUCGUGGGCUUUAAAACGGGACUAUGAGACUUCCUGGCUUAACCCUCAAACACCACUCACGUCCGCAGACUGGUGGAAUGCCAACCAACCGACAUGGUACAAACCCAAAUACAAUGGGCCUCUUACCAUGGACUCGGUUCUUUGCGCGGUCAAUCAUUUUAAUCAGGGCAACGUGUAUAAACUACCUGGUGUGAAAGUCAAGUCAGAUGGAACACCAAUCGGCGUGCAAAAAGAGUACAACGCAUAUUGCAAAAGAACCAACCAGGGUGGUAUGGCCCCCCCUGCUUGGGGCGUCGAUUUUACCAUGGGAAGAUGUCUCAUUCGUUUCCAAAACAGCGCAAGCAGCAGCUCGGGCACAUCUAAACGGGACGCUCAGAAGUGGGGUGAAUGGGAAGUUGAAAGCAUUGAAUAUGUGGAGGAUGUGGACGAUGCCGAGAUGGCUCAGUUAUUGAAGCCUGCGGAUCUGGAUGGUUCUGAACAUGAAAGGUAA